Acinonyx jubatus (cheetah) is the source of this 1849-nucleotide messenger RNA. RefSeq names its product golgin, RAB6 interacting (gene GORAB). The transcript has 5 exons. Gene Ontology annotation, biological process: non-motile cilium assembly. The record is from RefSeq and is a predicted model, not a curated record. Bases 112 to 1230 code for a protein of 372 amino acids. Lineage: Eukaryota; Metazoa; Chordata; Mammalia; Carnivora; Felidae.
UGAUUGGUCGGUCGGCCGCGGCCGGGAAGAACCCGGAUGUGACUGGGUAGUCGUGUUGGCAGUCGGGGCUCUGAGGUGUGGGCGUUCUGGGGGCGCUGGCAGCCGAGGCGGAUGGCGCGGGGUUGGGCCGGCUUCUCUGAGGAGGAGCUGAGGCGACUGAAGCAAACUAAAGAUCCAUUUGAACCACAGCGGCGUCUCCCGGUGAAGAAAAGUCGACAACAACUUCAGCGAGAAAAAGCCCUUCAAGAGCAAAGCCAAAAACUUGGACUUCAAGAUGGAUCAAGCUCAGUACCUCCAGAGCAGCUGCUUUCUGCACCCAAACCAAGAUUUAAUACUCAAAAACCACACUCUUCUUCCCCUGUUCCUCCUAAUCCUCUUACACUCACUUCUCCUGUUGGUGAUGGAAAACCACAGGGGAUUGAAGGUCAACCAAGGGAACCGGGACUUGAGAAUUCCCAUGAUAAUCACAAAAACACUGAGUUCCUACCUCCAAAGCCAGAUUGCAAAAUGGAAAAAAAGAGAGUGGAAUUGCAAGAAAAAUCUCGUUGGGAAGUCCUCCAAGAAGAACAACGGCUUAUGGAAGAGAAAAAUAAACGUAAGAAAGCUCUUUUGGCUAAAGCUAUUGCAGAAAGAUCUAAAAGAACUCAAGCAGAGACCCUGAAACUAAAGCGGAUCCAAAAGGAGUUACAGGCUUUAGAUGACAUGGUGUCAGCUGACAUUGGGAUCCUCAGGAACCGGAUUGAUCAAGCCAGCCUUGAGUAUUCAUACGCUCGGAAGCGCUUUGACAGGGCGGAAGCAGAGUACGUGACGGCAAAGCUGGAGCUACAGCGCAAGACUGAGAUCAAAGAGCAACUCACUGAACACCUCUGUACCAUCAUACAGCAAAAUGAGCUCCGCAAGGCCAAGAAGUUGGAGGAGUUGAUGCAACAACUGGAUGUACAAGCUGAUGAGGAGACCCUGGAGCUUGAGGUGGAGGUGGAGAGAUUGCUGCGCGAACAAGAAGCCGAAGCAGGGAGACAGAUGGUUCAUCUGGAGAGGCCACCUCAGCCUUCUGGGGAGAGUGUGACUUUAGGAUUUGCCAAAGAGAACAGAAAUCAUCGAGACCCAGCCGCUUCUCAAAAGGUAGAUGAACGGUGUGAAAAUUCCAGUAGCAAUCCCCUUCUGAAUGCAGACCAAAGUCAAGAAGUUAAAAUUACUGUAAAGGACAUUUCAGCCGCCGUGACCACAUGAAGUGCCAGAGUUUGUACCUUGCGGCUGGUAAACGUCUGUUGUGGAUUAUGCCGUGAACUCUGAUAAAACGGUGUUAACUUUGAAUCCGUGGUUAGUUUCAGUAGAACAUGUUUGACAUUCUGAACCCUUGCAUUAUGAUUAUUUGAUACAUAGGCACACGUUCACCUUGAUCCAGGGCCAGGUCCUCCUGGUGCACUCUUAAUACCAGGUGGAAACAAACCACCUAAACAGACGGAAGAGGCGCUACACGAUUGAGAAUGUGUUGCACCAGGUAAAUCUAGAAGAGUAAGAUGGAAAGUGAUACUCGACACCUAAUCAGACUCCUGUGACUUUUCCUAGGAGAGGUGUUGACGAUGAGAUACCUGUUUUAUGUAGUCCAUAAAGACAUAAAAAUUAGCAUGUAAAAGAGACAGAAGGGGGAGAAAACUAACAGAAGUAGCAUAUUGAAUUGUCUAUUGGAUCAUAGUCGAGCUGCAAAACCCAACUUGGAAGCUGCAAUUUAACAAAAGGAACCAGACAGCUUCAGUAACAUUUUCGUCUUCAGUUCGCCUGUUAAAUGGCUUUAACUUACAACCUGAGUUUUGAUUAGUUGCUACACACACACACACACACAUACAAA